Penicillium alfredii is the source of this 3069-nucleotide messenger RNA. RefSeq names its product putative signal transduction protein BroA (gene bro1). Gene Ontology annotation, cellular component: endosome. Bases 1 to 3069 code for a protein of 1022 amino acids. Gene Ontology annotation, molecular function: protein binding. The transcript is spliced from 2 exons. The record is from RefSeq and is a predicted model, not a curated record. Gene Ontology annotation, biological process: protein transport to vacuole involved in ubiquitin-dependent protein catabolic process via the multivesicular body sorting pathway. NCBI's taxonomy places the organism in Eukaryota, Fungi, Ascomycota, Eurotiomycetes, Eurotiales, Aspergillaceae.
AUGGUUCAGUCUCCGAUGCUCUCGUGUCCGCUGAAGCAGACCAACGAGAUCGACUGGAUUCAACCUCUCAAGGAUUACAUCCGACAGACCUAUGGAGAGGACCCCGAGCGAUACACUCAAGAAUGCGCGACUCUCAACCGACUACGGCAGGAUAUGAGAGGUGCAGGGAAAGAUAGUGCAACCGGUCGCGAUCUGCUGUACCGAUACUAUGGUCAACUGGAGCUGUUGGACCUCCGGUUUCCGGUUGACGAGAAUCACAUCAAAAUCUCAUUUACAUGGUACGAUGCUUUCACUCACAAACCCACGUCUCAAUAUUCCCUGGCCUACGAAAAAGCUUCCAUCAUCUUCAACAUCUCCGCCGUCCUCUCGUGCCAUGCGGCCAACCAGAAUCGUGCCGAGGAUGCCGGACUCAAAACCGCGUACCAUUCCUUCCAGGCAUCCGCUGGCAUGUUCACUUAUAUCAAUGAAAACUUCCUGCAUGCGCCGUCGACUGAUCUCAAUCGAGACACGGUGAAGACUUUGAUUCAUGUCACGCUAGCCCAGGCGCAGGAGGUGUUUCUGGAGAAGCAAGUGGCAGAUUCGAAGAAGCCCGGGUUCCUGGCGAAAUUGGCGGGCCAGGCUGCAUAUCUCUACUCGCAGGCCGCGGAAACAAUGCAGGACUUUGUCAGCAAAAACGUGUUCGAUAAGGCGUGGUCGAUCGUUGUGCAAGCAAAGGCAGCGCACUUGGGUUCCAUUGCAUCCUAUUUCCAGGCAGUCGCGGAGGCCGAGAGCGGAUCUCAUGGGGUUGCCAUCGCUAGACUGCAGAUGGCUGACAAGCAAACCAUCGCUGCUUUGGGCUUUGCCAAAUCAUUCCCCUCGUCGGCUCCAGUGACCUCAAAUUUGACGGCGGAGGCCGGGAGCAACCUAGUGGAUCUCAUUAAACACAACCAGUCCAAAGUGCAAGCCACACUCGCCACUUUGACCAAGGACAAUGAUUUUAUCUACCAUCAGCCGGUCCCCAACGAAGCUGGUCUCGCAGCAGUUUCCAAGCUACCUGCCGCAAAGGCCAUUCCAGUCAGCGAGUUGUAUCAAGGACAAGACAUCCAGCGAAUCAUCGGGCCGGACAUCUUCCAGAAGCUCGUGCCCAUGUCUGUUACGGAGACUGCCAGUUUGUACGAUGAAGAGAAGGCCAAGCUGGUUCGGGCAGAAACCGAAAAGGUGGAAACUGCCAACGGCGAGAUGGCUGCCAGUUUGGAUUAUCUGAAACUGCCCGGCAGUCUCAACAUUCUCAAGGGUGGCACGGACCAAGAAGUCACCGUGGAUGAAGAAUUUCGCCGCUGGUGCUCGGAGCUUGCCGGGCAUAAGCCGUUUCAUAGGGCGUUUGACGACCUUCAGGAGGGCAAGGCCGAAGUGCUGGCCCAAUUGGACCAGUGUUCUAAGCAGCUGGAUUUGGAGGAGAGCGUGUGUGAAAAGAUGCGGUCCAAGUAUGGAGCAGAUUGGACUCAGCAGCCCAGUAGUCGACUCAACACCACGCUCCGGGGUGAUGUUCGGACAUACCGAGAUACCGUGAAUGAAGCCAGUGCUAGCGAUUCUCAGCUGUCAGCCACACUGCGACAGUAUGAAGGGGAUUUCGACGAGAUGCGGUCUGCGGGGGAGACGGAAGAGGCGGACGUGCUCUUCCAACGAGCAAUGAUCAAAUCCGGAUCAAAGCACGGAAAAGGAAAAGGUGGAGGCGCUAGCCCGGCAGAGGGCAGUCUCCUGGAUGAUGUUUAUGAUGAAGGCAGCAUGUCCGUUGCGGAGCAGAUUUCCAAGGUGGAGGAGAUCUUGAAGAAGUUGAACCUGGUCAAGCGUGAACGGUCUCAAGUACUCAAAGAUUUGAAGGACAAGGUAAGCGCGCUCCUUUCUCCUUAUCCCCACCAUUGCAAGUCUCACCCUGCAGCACAGGUUCACAACGACGACAUUUCAAACGUUCUGAUUCUAAACAAGAAAUCCAUCACGGGCCAAGAGAGUCAGCUCUUCGAGGCUGAGCUCGAGAAAUUCCGGCCUCACCAGAAUCGGCUCUUACAGGCGAACCAUAAGCAGUCAUCCUUGAUGAAAGAGCUUACAAAAACGUACGGCGACUUGUUGCAAGACAAGCGAGUUCGAUCUGAGCAGUCCAAGUAUGAAACCAUCACACGGCAACGCAACACAGUGAUGGCUCGGUACAAGAAGGUCUAUGAAGCUUUCAACGGCCUUUCUUCCGGCAUCGUUCAAGCCCGAACAUUCUACAAGGAGAUGGGUGAAAACGUCGAAAGCCUCCGAAAGAAUGUCGAGACCUUCAUCAACAAUCGCCGGUCCGAGGGCGCGCAACUUUUGAGUCAAAUCGAACGCGAAAAGGCCAGCGGCGUCUCGGAACAGGAUGACCGUGAGCGAGAGAAGCUGCGUCAGUUAAUGGAACGCCUUUCCACGGAACCCAAGCCAUCAUCGACCUCACCAUCCACGGGAUCUGCCGCUGCUCCAUCUAAAAUUAAAUCGCCACCCUCCUCUAUCCAGACACCAUCCUAUUCAGCCACGGGCCCGUCUCCGAAAAUGUCACCUCGCUACCCGCCCCCCAUGCCGGGAGCACCACCCCACGGGGUUCCCCCCUCACACUCCCCCGCGCCCUAUGGACAAUACAUGGGAGCCGGUCCGAGUGUACCAUAUGUUCCUGGGCAGCCUUUCCAACAAGGCGCGGCCGCCCCACUGUCUGAGGGCUACAAUCCCAUGGCAUACCCUUAUCAGACCCCCGUGUCUCCGCCGCCGAACCAGCAAUUCUUUUCUCAAACGCCUGCUCCGUAUGGUGGCUACUCCGGAGCCAGUCCGCCGUCGACGACGGCUGCAGCCCCUCCGCCGUCGCACUACAUGGCUUCUCAGGGGUAUAUUCCACCCCCGCCUCCUCCACGCCCGCAGCAGACCACCUACCCGCCCUCCGGGGGCGGUCCGUAUCCCUCGGGUCCUGGUGGCUAUGCACAGAGCAGACCGUAUGGACACCAUAGAACCCCUUCUCAGUCUCAGUCUCAACACUCCUCGGCCACCAAUGACCCGUGGGCUGGUCUCAACGCUUGGAAGUAA